AUGUCGACAGCACAGCUACCACCUCCCUCAAGUACACCUGGUCCACACCCCGAAGGUCCCAGCUCCCGACGAUACAGCGCCGAUGCUACCAUCUUGCUACUUGGUUCUUUUGGAGCCGGCAAGAAAACACUGGGACUCAUUGCCUCCGUUGCUCUUCGUCGACGCUUGAUUGACUUCGAUGCCUUCUUCCGGGACCAGUUUCAGUAUUCGCCUCAAGGGUUUAUUGCGCAACAUGGAUUCAAGCGAUAUCGCGAGGUAGAAAUAGAGUUGUCUCGACAUAUUCUCACAAGAUAUCAAACUGGUUGUGUCAUUGCUGGUCUUGGGUUCGCAGGCAGUCCGGCUCAGCGACAGUUAUUGGGGACCUUUGCACAGCACCAUCCCAUUGUGUAUGUGCGGAGACGCAAAGCAGACCUUCAAAAUUGCAUUGAAAUCAACCCUGAUACAUUUGACCAUAUCUUUGAAAUUGAGAAUGCCUUCUUUGAGUCAUGUUCCAACUUUGAUUUUUUCAACAUCCCGCAAGAGUCAAGUCCACUGGCCGACAAUCAGAUAUACGCACCACUCAAAUUGAAGGAGGUUGAACGUAUCUUUCUUGCCUUUCUACAUCGCAUAUUCGGCACUCCACACAAGCAGCUUUUUUCUGCAGAUCCUCUUUCUGCAACUCAUACAUACGCACUUGAUUUGUGCGUGGAGCAGCUUGAGACGGAUCUAGACACAGAAUGUUUAGAUGCAGGCGCUGAUGCCAUUUAUCUCACAUUGUGCCAUGCGCAAUACAGUUGUGAUAAGAUAUUGGCUGUACUAUCAGGCUAUGUGGCGCUUCUAAGGGAGCACACCCGCAUUCCAAUAAUUAUUGAUGCACAAAUGGAUCCAGAGAAAGACUCGACAGGCUACUUCGAAUUUUUGGAAACGGUAGCACUACGGAUAGCACCUGAUGCUUUCACUUGUGUGCUCCAAAACAAAGAAAUGGUUCGCCGAAUUUACGCCACGAAAGGUCAUUCCAAAAUGAUUGCCCUAUAUCACCAAAAGGGUCCGCUAGGAGUUGAAAUGUCACCCUCCGAAAUCCCUAACCUUCGGAUGUGGCUGGAAGACCCGGGGUUCGAUGCUCUUCGCAUCAUCGGUCAACAUGCAGUUGCAGAAGAUGCACUUACGUGUGUUGCAUUUCGCCAAAUGUUGACACACGCCCUCAAUAUUCCAGUUAUUGCAUACAAUUCCGACCCCGACGAGCGAGCUUCCAUACUCUUGAACCCGACUUUAUCUCCGAUACGGGUCAGACCUGGUCACGACCCUAUACUCUCUUUACGAGACAUGCAGCAUGCGCUAAACUCUUUGUCUCUACGUCCUAAUAAAUUAUUCAAGAUCGUGGGUCAAGAUCUCCGUCAUAGUCUGUCACCAGCAAUGCACAAUGCAGCCUACGCAUCAUGUGGUCUCCCCUAUAUGUAUGACUACAAUGAGGUCCAAAGCUUCCGCGAAAUUGAAGUCAUGUUGAGAGCGCCAUCUUUUGAGGACUUACUUGGUGGUUUGAUCAUUUCCCUGCCAUUCAAAAACGAUGUUUUGCCCUUGCUCGACGAGAUCAGUCCCGAUGCAAGAGACAUCAAUGCAGUAAACACUGUGGUACUGGAGCACAAGGUUCAGCCAAACGGAGUGAGAACUCCAUUUUACCGUGGAUACAACACGGACUACAUCGGAAUCAAAGAUUGCGUUCACAGUCACCUGUCUCCAGCAAACGCCAUUCGAGGUGGCAGUACGGCUCUGAUCAUAGGCGCUGGUGGGAUGGCUCAUGCUGCUGUGUAUGCUUGUUAUCAAUUAGGAGUUCGACAGAUAUUUGUUUACAACAGAACUCUUUCGAACGCACAAAAUCUGGCCCAUUACUAUAAGAAAUGGGCGAGAUCCAAGGGGGACAAUAUCUUUAAUUUGGAAGUCCUUCAGUCAAAGGAGAACCCCUGGCCAUCGGAUUUUCGUCUUCCAACAAUCGUGAUUUCAUGCAUUCCUGGGAGGCAUGUUGGCACUCAGUUGCCUGUCAUCUUUCAAGUCUCUGACUCCUGGCUUGGAAGCCGAACGGGAGGAGUAUUCGUUGAGGUUGGCUACGGUCCAUCAAAGACCUCGUUGAUGGAGCAGAUGACUCCGUGGUCAAUGAAAGGGUGGGUCAUUGUCGAUGGAUUGAAGGUUCUUGUCAAACAGGGCAUUACUCAAUACGAGCUCUUUACCCAGAGGCCAGCUCCUGUGCACGUCAUGCGACGAGCUGUUCAAGAAGAGGCUAUCAAAAAAGGGUAUUUCUAUAUGAGUUGA
This is a messenger RNA of Penicillium concentricum, 2283 nucleotides long. Its product is annotated as putative pentafunctional AROM polypeptide. Gene Ontology annotation, biological process: shikimate metabolic process; chorismate biosynthetic process. The transcript is spliced from 2 exons. The coding region runs from base 1 to 2283 and encodes 760 amino acids. Gene Ontology annotation, molecular function: shikimate 3-dehydrogenase (NADP+) activity; 3-dehydroquinate dehydratase activity. NCBI's taxonomy places the organism in Eukaryota, Fungi, Ascomycota, Eurotiomycetes, Eurotiales, Aspergillaceae. The record is from RefSeq and is a predicted model, not a curated record.